AUGAGUAAGUACAGAAAAAGAGAGAAACAGUCUUCCGACGAAAGUGACUCGGAGGAAGAAACCCGGAGGGACAUCAAAGAACGUGAUGAAUUCGCAGAACGUCUUCUCCGGAAAGAUGAAGCAAAGACGCGUAAAAUUGCGAUGCCUGCGGGCUCGACAGCAGAAGCUGCCAAACGGCUGAAGUUAAUGGAGACUGAGUCCCGCGACAAGCUUCUACCGGAGCUCAGGAAGGCCUCGCGUCGGCAGUAUCUAGAGAAACGUAAAGCAGACAAAGUUGCCGAGUUGGAGGCCGACAUAAUCGACGACGAGUAUCUCUUCGACGAGGAAACGUUGACGGAGUCGGAGAAAAGGGCACUGGAGCACAAAAAGCAGUUACUGGUGCUGGCGAACGAGCAUGAAAAAGCGCGGAAUCUUGAACGUGUCCAGAGGUACCAUAUGCCUGAGGCCAAAGGAAAGGGUGAGAAAGAUGACACGGUAGUCGAUCUCACUGAGAAUGAGGCUCCUAUUUCUGAGCAGAGUAGGUGGGAAUCCCAGCAGAUGGGUUCUGCUGUUUAUAAAUUUGGAGCUAAGGACAAAAAGCGCACUGAGGACCAUGAGCUGCUGCUGGAUGAUGAAAUAGAGUUUAUUCAAGCGCUUCAGAUGCCUGGAUCUGACAAGAUCAAGAGGGAAGACGAGGAAGAAGCUAGUAGAACAGUCGAGAACAAUAAAUUGCAGUCAAUUCAAGAAACUCAGAGGAGUUUGCCUAUUUAUCCUUUUAAGAGAGAACUUAUCGAAGCCAUAAAGGAGCACCAGGUGCUCAUUAUCGAGGGAGAAACAGGGUCUGGUAAAACUACGCAGAUUCCACAAAGAGUCGCUGCGAUGUCCGUUGCUGCAAGAGUCGCUCAUGAGAUGGCUGUCAAACUUGGCAAUGAAGUCGGGUAUGCCAUCAGGUUCGAGGAUUGUACAUCACAACGUACAAAAAUAAAAUACAUGACUGACGGUACGAUGCACCGUGAGUUUCUCAGCGAUCCAACUCUUGACACUUACAGUGUCAUAAUAAUCGACGAGGCUCACGAGCGUACGCUACACACUGACAUCCUUUUUGGACUUGUCAAAGACAUAGCGCGUGAACGGAAAGACCUGAAGCUUCUCAUAUCAUCGGCAACUUUAGACGCCAAGAAGUUCAGCGAAUUUUUCGACGACGCUCCAAUAUUCCGGAUUCCUGGUCGACGCUACAAAGUCGAUAUUUACUACACAAAAGCACCAGAGGCUGACUACAUUGAUGCUUGUGUUGUUUCGAUUUUACAGAUCCAUGCGACUCAGCCGCGUGGAGAUAUUCUAGUCUUUCUUACAGGUCAAGAUGAUAUUGAGACUUGUCAGGAAAUUCUUCAAGAAAGAACAAUGCGGCUGAAAAUGAGCGAGUUGAUUAUUACACCAGUUUACGCCAAUCUUCCCAGUGAAAUGCAGAUUAAAAUUUUCCAGCCGACACCACCUAAUUCUCGGAAGGUUGUUCUAGCUACUAAUAUUGCAGAGACGUCGCUGACGAUAGACAAUAUUGUUUAUGUUAUUGAUGUUGGGUAUGCGAAGCAAAAUCACUUCAAUGCACGGACGGGAAUGGAGAGCUUGAUUACAGUUCCUAUCAGCAAAGCGUCGGCUAAUCAGAAAAGUCCUGCUUGGGCUUAA
This is a messenger RNA of Cotesia congregata, 1662 nucleotides long. The record is from the annotation of a GenBank genome assembly. Lineage: Eukaryota; Metazoa; Arthropoda; Insecta; Hymenoptera; Braconidae.